Molecule: messenger RNA, 4539 nt
Organism: Rhizoctonia solani
Lineage: Eukaryota; Fungi; Basidiomycota; Agaricomycetes; Cantharellales; Ceratobasidiaceae
Exons: 7
Coding region: 1-4539 (1512 amino acids)
Source: RefSeq, a predicted model, not a curated record
AUGGAACCCUCGCGACAUUACUCUCAACCAGGAAUGUCGACUCAGUAUGCCCAGCAGCCGCAGCCGGACAGCACAAGAGGGAGUCAGAUGCAGGUUAUACCUGUGGGCAACCGGGCGGUACAGCAAUAUAUCAAUAGGCUGUAUCAUAAUCCUACACAAAUGCAGGCCGGCUCAUCCAAUGAUCCUGGAUUUUAUGCCAAGGCACAUAAAGAUAUGGUCGAAAUGAAGCAUAAGCUGGAGCAAAUGAUACUGGCUAACCAGCAACAUGCUGAAAUUGCGAAUGUAUCCAACCAAAUUCCACAUCCUCAACCGAGCUACCCACAUUAUCACCCAUAUGCGGGACCACAGGGAGCUGUUCCACAUCAACAUGGCGCGUGGACAGGGCCGACUCCGGCACCGUGGCCGUAUCAACAGCAACCAGUUCAUCAACACCAGACUUAUCCUCAGCAAACGUAUCCUCAGCCUAUGGCUCAAUCAUUUGUAGGUCAAUAUGCGCCCGGUAUGGCGAUGCAGGACGGAGCGCAUCAACAGGCCCAACCCGUUCCACAAGCCAACCAAUCCAACUUGCAGUCACACCACUCGGUACCCUAUCAGCAACCGCAACCGGGACUUCACCAUCCUUACGGGAACCCACAACCAGCUCAACAGAGCACCGCCUCGUUUCCCAAUGCCACACACCAGCCACAAAGGCAGCCGGUAGUGCAGCAAGCCACCCCUUCUACCUCUGCAAGUUAUGUGCAAAAUGCAUACCAACCUCAGGCACAACCUCAGCAUCCAACUCCUGCCCACAGCCAGAUGCCAGACCAUCCUCAGGGGAAUCCACUGCAACCAGGCCAUCAACCAAACCAGGCUGGCGGGUCGAAUAUUCAAAAAGAUCGCGAAAUCGCGCAAAAGCAGUUGCAGUACCUGCAGCACUUGGCCCAGCAACACAAACGCAGGCAACAGUCGCGACCAUCCUCUCACCAAAGCUCUCCUGCUUCUCCGCAGGUAGCGUUACCUACUCUUCCUCCCGCUCAGAACGCGAGUGGGAGCGCGCUAUCACAAUUGGCCCACCAGCUGCAGGCACCCGUUCAACGCUCAUCAUCUCCUCAAGAAGAGCCACCUGUUUCCGCUUCUCAAGUUCAGGACUCAGAUACUGUGGGUCCGUCCCCUGCAAGAAUCCGUUCUAGAAAGCCAUUCUCCCUGCACGAUCUGAAACCUGAACGUCGGCAGAGUACUGGGUGGAGUGUUGGCUCCAAUGCAUCAUCUCGUACAGCCGAUUCACAAGCUAAUGGUAGCAUCAACCCAGUGGGCCACAGCGACCACGAACAAGCAUACUCAACCCAUAAAUGGUUCCGCACGUGGCAUAACCCCACUGAAUCUGCCUCGGCUUCUGGACCAAUCAUACAGACGCACAACGAGAGCGUGCCAUCUCCCAAUUUAUCGAAUUCAACUUCGAGUGCCCAAACGGGAGGGGCCAGUGCUGGACCCGCAUCUCUCCGUGUGGAUAUACCACCCGAAGUACCAAGCGCACCUUCACCCGUUCCAGACAAACCGGCUCGACCAGCCCCCACAUCAAAACAGUCGGGAGCCGGAAUGAAGCUAGCCUUGGAACGCCUGCAUGGGCUUGGUGUGGAUUGCGUGGCGCUUGUCAGGCAAGCAGCUAAAACUGUGGGAAUUCCAGUUGAUAGCCUACAAGAGACCGGCCCAGGCGACCCAUCUAUCCCCCUCUUUGCGACUGGCCAACCGCUGGAUGUAUGGACAUCCAACCUCCGAGUUAACAAAACUCAAGGAGAUAAUUUGGUAAACGCUAUUUGGGCCUUGAUGAAGGAAAGGAUGCCAGAAAAAGGCAUCGAUGCAGCGACGUUUACAAAGGGGUCACCGAAUGCAACAACAAACACGACACCGAUCGAGAAAGAGCAACCUGCCAAUUAUGGUAAUGCUAUUCCCCCAGUUGAUGACGUGAAACCCACCGCGAUUCCGGUUGACUCAGCCAAACCUGAGACUGGGCAACACACGACGCUUACCGAGCAAUCGCAAACCAAGCCUAAGACAUCGCAUUUAUCCAACGAAUCUCAUCGUCCGUCGACUGCAGUGCCGAACCAGGCUCCCCCAGUUCAAACUCCCUCCGCUCCCAAGCCUCCUACAGCCCCUAAUUCAAUUCCAACGCCUCAGCAGACAGCCCCACGACCUAAGCCCAUGCAGCAUAAUCCACAGGCCGCCCCUGUUUCGACUGGCGUGCCUACCUGGCAGGUAAAUCGUGCGCAGCUGGCUCAAAAGUACCAAUACAGCCCAUACCCCAGUAGUGUACCUGCGUUGCAAACAACCGCCCGGCCUGUUGAGCAACAACGAUUACCACCGGCGCAUAUGGCGUCGUAUCUUCCUCCCAAUCUCACUGCUCAGACUCAGGCACCAAUGCAGCCCUCCCAGUCGCAGGCUCCAGCACAAGCUCCACAAGCGCAACCAGGGUCGAGAAAACCAAAAAACAAACCUAGGAAGACCGCCGCAUUGGAUUAUCUUCGGUCGAUUGGAAUUGACAUAUCGGAUGGAGGUGGAUCUGAAAAGUCGGAGAGCACAUCCAACGAGUCGCCUGCUCAGGGCGAGCCCAUCCAGACAAAAGAUAAGGGUAAAGGUAAAGCCACGGACUCUGAGGAACCAGUAGUAUUAGUCCAACCGGGGUCGGAACUAGAGUCACAGUCAAAGCCUGACAAUAAUGGAAACGUUGUGUCUGAAUCCGUACCUCCAGCAGUCAAUGCAGCUGAGCCGUCGCGAGUACUUGAAGCACCUCCCUCACCGGUCGCCCCCAUAAUUACCGUCCUUCCUGAACCUUCCCCAACACCUCCCUCCCCCCUUUCGGCCAUGGAAACUACCAACAGGCCUAUGACCCCCAUCCCGCAGGUUACUCCUGUGAUCCAUGCCCCUACUCACGUAUCGCCAGUAACGGCCACCCCGGAUGAUUUGAAUGCGCCUGUGGACGACCCAUCUUCCCUGCCUGCAACUUCAGCUCCUGUGAUGAAUUCUCCUUCAUCUGUUCCAGAUGUUCCCGCUGAAAAUGCGGACCCAGCUCGGCCAGUCUCUCAAGCCCUGGCGGAUCUUUCGCCCCCUAUAGUAUCUAUUUCUGGUCUCACUUUGAACGGUCUUUCAUCUCCGGGAGAGGCCACACCACUCAAACGCAAACGUGAGCCACGCGUGUCAGACAGCAGUGAGGCAGGUCCGGGUCCAAACACUGAAGCACGGGCACGACAACAUACGAGCGCGAACAAACACGACCAAAAGCGCCCAAAGGUGACCAAACGCGACUCGACAACAACAGGUGUCGGAAAGAAACCUCCAUCCCAGGUCGAAAGUCCGUAUCCGAACAUUCCGCUCCCAGCCGACCCACCGCCGAAUAAUAGCUGGGCGCAGUCGUAUGCUAGCGCCAUGAAUUCGGCGAACCGGAUGGACCGGCCGUUGUUUAGGCCUGAGACGCCGCCGGCGGAUGAGCUUUCGUUGUCACCAAGGUCUAAACCUAAACCUGCCAAACCACGGAUGAUCAUGGAGGUAGUCAUCCCAGUUCCAAAGAAAAAGAGGAAAGCAGUAGCUGAUUUAACGUCAGACACUGGGACCGAACGGGACGAUGACUUGGGACUGAGUGCGCUCGUUGAUACGAUUCAUGAUGACACCAGAACAGAGCAAGAACCAGAUUUGAAGUUGAUACGCCGCAGACUUCGACCCCAUACGUGCGAAUGGAUAGGAUGUAUUGGCCCGCCUGUGCUGUCAUCGAGAUUCAGAUACGAUUGUGAUCGAACCACGUCGGAACGGUACAGAAUGAUCGUGCACGUCAACCGUGCGCAUCGUGGAAACCCAGAGGCUAAACUGCGGGUGUUUGCUCAACCUGAGGACUUUCCGCCAGGCCGGGUAGAAUCAGAAGAGCGCGUGGUUUUGCGUCCGGAUGCAUUCCCAGAUGGUGUGCCGUAUUUCAGGAUCAUGGCCAUGGCGCUGAGGUACGAGGUCGUUCCCGCGCACAUUCCGUCACAGCGCCACGCCCGGAUCGGGCCAAUUGUUCUACGCAACAUAUCUGCUCCGACGGGAAUUGUAUCUGUCCCCAGGCCAGUUGCGGGUGGACGUGUACCAGAACUACCGUUACCAACGGCGCUCAGUUCUCCCAUGCCACGAUCGCAGGUGCGGCUAGGAACGGUCCCACCGGAUGCUUUAGGCGAGGAAAUCGAACGGGAAGUAGGGCCACCUCCCAACAGGAGCCCGGUUCGUAGGAUGUCGAACGCUAAGGGAACCAAGGCAGCUGGGGAUUCGAGCGCAAUAUUGAGAACGAAUCCGUCGCCUGCGCGAUCGUAUAUUACAAUAACUUCCAAUGAGUCUUCGCCAGAACCCAAGAGCCGAACGGGAAGUACUGUGCAAGCUCCGGGGCACGGCCGAGGGCGCGGUGGCACAAGCAUAGUCAGGGCUAAUCAAUCGAUGGUAUCGCAGUCGUCCCAAACGUCCAUCCCACCCAAGGCGCCACGACUCCAGCUUGUGGUUGAGUUACCGGGGAGAGGGAGAGGCGGGAGCAGUACAAGGAAGUGA